AGGAAAUGAAGGGUGUCUUUUUAAUUUGAAGUUAGUUCUAAAGAAUAAGUGGUUAAGAAUUAGUUUAGAAAUUGACCACAGAUAUGGAAAUGCCAUAUUGGAAAAAUUGAAACAAAUAAUACCUUUAAUUAAACGAGAUGAAGGGUGAUAGGAAUGAGUACUCAAGCAGCACAUAAUGGAAGCUGGGUGUGCCAGCCUAAUCGGCAUUACAGAUCCAGAGGCCUUUUCUUUGGUGACAGCCCUUUCUCCUUUGCAGAUUCCGUUCUCCUCGCUCAGCUCUCUCUCUCUUCUCUCCUUACCUCUCUUUUACAAUGCCUUCUCACUCCUUUGGGGGAGAGCUCCUUCAUCUCUCAGAUGCUGGUGGGUCUUGCGCUUGGGCCAUCCUUCUACGGAGGAGACAGCCCAAUUCUGGAGGCGAUAUUUCCAUUCAAAAGCUUCUACGUGAGCGAAACAUUUGCUUACUUUGGGUGCAUGGUGUUCAUGUUUCUUGUUGGGGUUAAAAUGGAUUUGAGCUUAAUCGCAAAAUCAGGGAAAAAGGCGUUGGUGAUCGGAGUGUUGGCAUUUGUAACCCCAAUGGUUUUCAACUUCUUGUUAACUACGUAUUUGAAGAGCAAUGUGGAGAUGGAUGCAAACUUGAAAAACUUCCUCACAACCAUUGGUGCCUUUCAUGCCUCCAGCUCCUUCCAUGUCAUUGCUUGCCUUUUAAGCGACCUCAAACUCCUCAACUCCGACAUCGGCCGCCUCGCCCUCUCUUCCUCCAUGAUCAGCGGCACCCUUAGUUGGAUCGGCCUUGUGGCCAGCUUCACAAUGCGUCAAACUUCGAUGCAGCAACAAGACGUUCUUCCAUGGAUGGCCCUUUGCGUGGUGUGUAUGAUCAUUCUUGUGGUUUAUAUUCUGCGCCCCAUCAUGAUUUGGAUCAUGGAACAGACCAAUCUCUCCGGUAGGCCCAUCAAGGAGACCUACGUUUUAUCUUUGUUCUUGAUGUUGUUGUUCUGUGCUCUCUUUAGUGAGUUCGUGGGCCAACAUUUCAUUCUCGGCCCAAUGAUUCUAGGCCUCGCUGUCCCUGAUGGGCCGCCUCUAGGGUCGGCCUUGGUCGAUAAACUGGACUCCUUUGUUUCCUCCAUUAUGCUGCCAUGCUUCUUUGUGAUCAGUGGGGCCAGAAUGAAUCUCUCCAUGUUUGAUAUGAGGAGCGCUUCCAUUAUUCAUCUCUUGGCCUUCACCGCAUUUAUGGGCAAGCUUAUUGGGACAAUGCUGCCUUCUUUGUACUGUAAAAUGUCAUUGGUUGAUUCUUUGUCCUUGGGACUCAUCAUGAGCGCUCAAGGCAUUGCUGAUAUUCUCGGUCUCCAACAUGGAUUGCUCCUCUAUAUGAUAGAUCAGAGUUCAUACAGCAUGACAGUGGUGGCCAUGAUGGUGAUGACAGGCACAAUAUGCCCAAUAGUGAAAAUAUUAUACAACCCAUCAAAGAGAUACAGAUGCAGUGCGAGGAGGAGGACCAUCGAGCAUACGAGCGCCAACGCAGAGUUACGUCUGUUGCUUUGCAUUCACCACCAAGACGACACUCCCUCCAUAAUCAACAUGCUCGAGCUCUCCAAUCCUACCAUUAAAAGCCCCAUUUGCUUCUACCUAAUCCACCUCCUCCAACUCACCGGCCGAGCCUCCCCCCUCCUCAUCCACCACCAUCAUCUCCGUCAACGUGGCUCCAAACACUACAAGCUCUCCGAUCAAAUCAUUAAAGCCUUCCAAAUCUAUCAGCAAUUCAACUACGACAAGGUUAUAAUGAACGCGUUCACAUCGGUGUCCCCGUAUGCCACCAUGCAUGACGACGUGUGCAUGUUGGCGUUAGAGAAGCGGGUGGCAAUGGUGAUCGUGCCGUUCCACAAGCGGAGGACGAUCAACGGCAUAGUGGAAUCAAUAAAUCCAAUAAGGGGAGUGAACAAGAACAUUUUGUCAAAGGCUCCUUGUUCGGUCGGGAUCUUGAUAGACCGUGAGAUGUUGCCGAGCACGGCGGCAUCAGUGUCGUUGAUGAACAGAGUGGAUUUGUAUAAGGUGGGUAUGAUCUUUGUGGAAGGCCCCGAUGACCGGGAGGCACUGGCGUAUGCCACUCGCAUGGCGGAGCAUCCAAUGGUGGCACUCACGGUGGUUCGAGUGAUCCAGCCGAAGCGAAGCAGCCGGCACCCAGCGGACCAAGACCUGGACGCGGAGAUGAUAAAUGAGUUCAAGUUAAUCAUGGAAACCUCAGUGCUUAAGCACUGCACUUACGAAGAGGAAAUGGCAAGCGAUUGCGUGGGGCUCAUAAACGUGAUAAGAACAAUGGAACACGAUUACGAUAUGAUCUUGGUGGGGCGCCGCCACGACGGCGACUCGGCCCUGUUUGUGGGGUUGCACGAGUGGAACGAGUUUCCUGAACUGGGGUACAUUGGAGACAUGUUGGCAUCCUCGGACUCCACCGGUGCCGUCGCAGUGCUGGUGGUUCAGCAACAGACCAUCGGCGGAGAUCAGGAGUUUUUGGACGAUUUCCGAUGCCUCAUGGAGGAGUCGUUUUCUGUGGACAUAAGGCCCCUCAACCUUCCAACUGCAUGGCCCCAAAACCUUCGGUUAACUGAUCCUUUCCUUUCCUUUUUUUUUUUUUUUUUUUUUUUUCUUUUAAUUAAACGUUUAGAGUCUUUUAGACAGAAUUUCUAAAGCUAGUUAUAGAUAUCUUGUAUUCAUAGAUUUCUCUCACAUUUACCGUUUUCCAUAUCAUG
This is a messenger RNA of Benincasa hispida (wax gourd), 2744 nucleotides long. It is a transcript of the gene ATCHX13, whose product is annotated as Cation/hydrogen exchanger family protein. Gene Ontology annotation, cellular component: endomembrane system; membrane. Gene Ontology annotation, biological process: proton transmembrane transport; regulation of pH. The record is from RefSeq and is a predicted model, not a curated record. Gene Ontology annotation, molecular function: antiporter activity. NCBI's taxonomy places the organism in Eukaryota, Viridiplantae, Streptophyta, Magnoliopsida, Cucurbitales, Cucurbitaceae.